This is a messenger RNA of Menidia menidia (Atlantic silverside), 942 nucleotides long. Lineage: Eukaryota; Metazoa; Chordata; Actinopteri; Atheriniformes; Atherinopsidae. The record is from the annotation of a GenBank genome assembly.
AUGCCUCGACCGGGUAGAAACACCUACAGCGACCAGAAGCCACCUUACUCCUACAUCUCCCUCACUGCCAUGGCCAUCCAGAGCUGUCCCGAGAAGAUGCUGCCCCUCAGCGAGAUCUACAAGUUCAUCAUGGACCGGUUCCCUUACUACCGGGAAAACACCCAGCGGUGGCAGAACUCCCUGCGCCACAACCUGUCCUUCAACGACUGCUUCAUCAAGAUCCCGCGCCGCCCGGACCAGCCAGGUAAGGGCAGCUUCUGGGCUCUGCACCCCAACUGCGGGGACAUGUUCGAGAACGGGAGUUUCCUGCGGCGCCGCAAGAGAUUCAAAGUGUUGGCCGCCUCUGACCAUUUGGCCCCCAGCAAGCAGUCCGACGCCGCCCACUACCUCCAGCAGCAGGCCAAACUCAGACUGAGCGCGCUGGCGGCCACCGGCACGCACCUGCCCCAGAUGUCCACCUACAACCUCGGCGUGACCCAGUCGUCCACUUUUAAGCACCCGUUCGCCAUCGAGAACAUCAUCGCCCGAGAGUACAAGGUCCCCGGGAGCCUGGCCUUCUCCACCAUGCAGUCCAUGUCCGCCGGCUACCCGCUGCACAACCAGCUGACCACGGCCUGGCCGCACAUGUACAACAGCGGCGUGAUCGACACGGCGGCCCCCAUCUCCAUGGCGGGCGGCGACUACAGUGCCUACGGCGUGCCCAUCAAGUCCCUGUGCCACGGCGGUCAGUCGCUGCCGGCCAUCCCCGUGCCCAUCAAGCCCACGCCGACCUCCAUGGCCGGUUUCUCGGCGCUGCCCCCCCACAUCCCCGCCUUCCUAUCAAACUCUCCGCAGUCCCUGAGCCCGACCUCCCCACAGACAGCGACCAGCCAAAGCAGCCCGGCCACCCCGAGCGAGACUCUGACCAGCCCGUCCACGCUGCAGUCCGUGGCCGUGCACUGA